Alosa alosa (allis shad) is the source of this 2014-nucleotide messenger RNA. RefSeq names its product NOP53 ribosome biogenesis factor (gene nop53). The coding region runs from base 16 to 1434 and encodes 472 amino acids. The record is from RefSeq and is a predicted model, not a curated record. Gene Ontology annotation, biological process: ribosomal large subunit assembly; rRNA processing. NCBI's taxonomy places the organism in Eukaryota, Metazoa, Chordata, Actinopteri, Clupeiformes, Clupeidae. The transcript is spliced from 13 exons. Gene Ontology annotation, molecular function: 5S rRNA binding. Gene Ontology annotation, cellular component: nucleolus.
UUCCAUUCAAGAUUGAUGUUACGGAAAACCAACAUGGCAGCGGCCAGAAAGCAUAAACGCGUGGCUGUAAGUCAGCCAGGCUUUUUAUCACUCAAAAGCUCAACAGACACCUCGGAAUUAAACAUUGGUCGGAAGAAACGUGUUAACAAAAAUAAGAAAAAGAACUGGAAUAAAUUCAGUGACAUUCAGGAUGUGGAGGAGUUUUUGGACGACGUGCGACUUCAGGAGAGGGCCACGGGGGGAUUGAUUGCAGACAAAUCAGAUGACAGUUUGUUUUUUUUGGACAUUGGGGAGUCAAAGAAAAAGGAGAGUUUGCCUACAGGUGGUGAAGAGGAAGACAAGAAGAAAAGGAAAAACAAGCGACCCCUGAAGGUAGACCUCAUACUUCAGGCAAACUCCCACAUCCCGGCACCGAAAGAUAUUCUCGCCCACCAGCAGCCCAAUGCCAAGAAGCUGCGACGCAAGCAGGAGCAGGCAGAGCAGCUGGCAGCCAAAGGUGUGGUGCCUCGCAGAGAGAGGCUCCUGGAACUCCGCAGAGCAGCCUUCGCAGCCGGAACGCCAGUACGAGAGAAGACUGUUCCCAAUAACAACCCUGAGAGGGCCUACUACGACUUGUGGGGAGAUCAACCCGCAGAGACAGCAGAUGGCUUCUACCUUGAACAGACCAAAAAGAAGCCGGUUAAGCGACCAGAAAAACUGAAUGAGAGGCCGUCAGAACUUCCAGCCAUUGAGGUCAUUGCACCUGGUGGUUCUUACAACCCGGACUUCUUCUCCCAUCAGGAGUUGUUGCGGGAGGCCCAUGAGGUAGAGGUGAAAAAGCUGAAGGCAGAGGAGCGUCUGGAAAGGCAACUUGCGGUGAAUCGUCAGGAGCUAGCAACUGAGGAGACCACAUUUAAGGAGCAGAUUCAAGGGCUUCUGGACGAAGAGGAGCAGGAUGAGGGUGUGGCUGAUGAGAUGGCGGGAGACGAGGAAGACACUGGCAUGGUCUCCAGCUCACAACAGGAGAAGAAGACGGAGAGACAGAGGAAGAAGGAGAAGGCAGACAAACUGAAGGAGCAGCAGAGGAGGACAGAGCGGGAGGUGACCAGCAAGCGGCAGCAGCUCUUCCAGCUGCGCUCCAUCCAGCUGGAGCUGAAGAAGCGUGAACAGCGCACCCGUCUGAGACAGAGCCGCCGCAAGGCCCUGCAGCUGGCCCAGAAGACCCAGCCCCGCCGCCUGGGACGCCUCAAGUUCCAGAAUCCUGAUCUUGAUGUGCAAUUGAGUGAUGAGUUAGCCGGCUCCCUUCGGAGACUUAAGCCAGAGGGCAGCGUACUCAAGGACCGUUUCAAGAGCUUUCAGAAGAGAAACAUGAUUGAGCCCAGAGAAAGAGCCAAGUUCAAGAGAAAAUACAAGCUCAAGUAUGUGGAGAAGAGAGCUUUCAAGGCCAUUACAUAAAGACUGGUGCAUAUGAACCUACAGCCAAGACUGGGCUUAUUCGGUGGAUGGAGAUCUUUCUGAUGAGCUGCUGGAGCACACCAUCUGGGACCACGCAAUGUCCUUGCCAAGAAACCUGAAAUUAAAACACAUCCAUCCUUAAUCAACCAGUGGUUUGCCUUCUGCCAUUGUGAUAAUUAGAUGGCUUCACCUCAAGGACCCUUUCCUUCCUUCCAUGACUCGGUCACUCAUCUCAGUGAGAAAUCAUGGGAGAUUUCACAUCAGUGCAGACAUGGUUUUCUUAUUGUUCAAGGAGCCUGUGUCUGUGUCUCAGAUGCCCUGGUCUAAAAUGCCCCCUUAGUAUGAUGCUGCUGUUUUCAUACUUUUCAGUAAAAAGCUGCAGAUCACACUUCAUUUGCCCCUGUCAGUGUUUAAUUCAAACUACAUGGCUUAAUAUCCCUGUCAAAACAGCUGCCAGGACACUGAAGGCGAUUAAAGACCCACAUUAAGUCAAGAUUUUCAAUCUUGUGUUAUGAGUUCUGUUUGUAUUUCUUCGUAAUGACAUGUCAAAUCAAAAAGGUAAUAAAAGUGAAGUAUUUGA